AUGCUUGUUGGCAUCAGUGAAUCUACUGAGCAAGUCUGUGAGAGCACCAUUUUCAAGGACAACAUCCCACAUUAUGGGCACUUGCUCAACGGGAGUUACGUGGAAAUCCUGCAAACUUCCGAUUAUCGCUUUGUAAAGACGUAUGUCAAGUGCUCGAAGGAUGACAGACCAUCAUGUGUUGGAAUCCAAUCUCGCUAUAUCAGCGAAUGCGUAACCGUCUAUGAAAGUGUCCCAGCCAUGAUUCGCCUUCUUCACAACUACGGACCAUUCCAGAUGAACUUCAUUAGAGUGCCAAUAUUCUGUGAAUGCCGGUUGAGACGCCAAUACAGACACUUCGAGAAAAUCGAGGGCUCCAGUGCGGACGACGAUGACGACGGUUAUUGA
Molecule: messenger RNA, 384 nt
Organism: Caenorhabditis briggsae
Lineage: Eukaryota; Metazoa; Nematoda; Chromadorea; Rhabditida; Rhabditidae
Exons: 4
Coding region: 1-384 (127 amino acids)
Source: RefSeq, a predicted model, not a curated record